Trematosphaeria pertusa is the source of this 2442-nucleotide messenger RNA. RefSeq names its product SPOC domain-like protein. Gene Ontology annotation, biological process: DNA recombination; cellular response to X-ray; double-strand break repair via nonhomologous end joining. The record is from RefSeq and is a predicted model, not a curated record. NCBI's taxonomy places the organism in Eukaryota, Fungi, Ascomycota, Dothideomycetes, Pleosporales, Trematosphaeriaceae. Gene Ontology annotation, molecular function: damaged DNA binding; telomeric repeat DNA binding; double-stranded DNA binding. Gene Ontology annotation, cellular component: nucleus; Ku70:Ku80 complex. The transcript is spliced from 7 exons. The coding region runs from base 43 to 2247 and encodes 734 amino acids.
CACCACACUCUUUCGUCGCUCCACUCCCUUAUUUCGCAAGCAAUGGCGCAGAAAGAAGCGACCGUAUAUAUUCUCGAUCUCGGGGAGACGAUGGGCGAGAAGCGCCAUGGGAGGGAAAAGAACGAUUUGGAGUGGGCGUUGGAGUAUGUUUGGGAUAAGAUCACGACUACAGUUGCGACGGGUAGGAAGACGGCGUUGAUGAGCGUGGUGGGGUUUCGGACGGAUGGGACGGAUUUGAGCGGGGUGAUGGAGGAAGAAGAGGGCUAUGAGCAUAUUACCGUUUUCUCGGAGCUGAAGCAGUAUCUACUUCCAGAUAUCCGGAGUCUAGAGGAGAAUUUGAAGCCUAGCGCAACAGGCGAGGGUGACCUGAUAUCUGCGCUGGCUGUCGCCAUUCAGUUAAUCGACAGAGCGACGACAGGAAAGACAGGUAACCCGCUCAAGUUCGAUCGUCGCAUCAUCAUUGUUACAGAUGGGAGAGGUUACAUGGAUACUGGCGACCUCGAAGCAAUCACGAGCAAGGUGAGGGACUAUGAUCCGCCCAUUGAAGUCGUGCUGCUAGGCGUGGACUUCGACGAUCCUGACAGCGGGUACAAAGAGGAGGAAAAGGACGCGCAUAAGGAGCAAAAUGAGGCCAUCCUCAAAGAGUUCGUAGAAAACUGUGACGGGGCCUAUGGAACUCUUGCUGUAGCUGUCGAGCAGCUGGAUAUCCCCCGCACCAAGGAGACACGAGCGGUUCCGAGCUACAGGGGCACGCUCACCCUUGGAGAUGCCGCGACCUACGACGCUACGCUUACGAUCGACGUUGAGCGAUACCCAUGCACUAUGGUCGCCAAACCCCCAACGGCGAGCUCCUUCGUGGUGCGGACGGACCUCGGAGGCGUACCAGGCCCCAGUACUCAGUCGACUUCCACAGUCGUCGGUGAUGACCAUCCAAUGGAUGGCCAGCUCUCUGCCGUCCGGAGCCAGCGGGUCUACCAGGUUGACAAUCCGGAAGAGCCGGGGCAGAAGAUGAAUGUCGAGCCUGACGAACUGGAGCGCGGGUUUGAGUACGGUCGAACUGCAGUCCACAUCAGCGAGGCUGAUUCCAACGUCGUGAAGCUCGAGACGCAGCAAUCCCUGGAACUCAUCGGUUUCAUCUCAGAAGACAAGUUUGAUCGUUACCUCCCCAUGUCGCGUACGAACUUUAUCGUAUCCCAAAAGGCCAACCCACAGGCGCAGCUAGCACUCUCGUCUUUCAUCCACGCUCUCUACGAAGCUGGUUGCUAUGCUGUCGCGCGGCUUGUUGCUAAAGAGAACAAGCCGCCCCUCAUGGUGCUCUUAGUCCCGAGAAUUGAGCCAGACUUCGAAGCCCUGGUGGAUGUCGAACUCCCCUUUGAAGAAGACAUGCGGCGCUACAAGUUCCCACCCCUGGACAAGAAGCUCACUAUUUCGGGCAAGACGAUUACCGAGCACAGGGAUCUACCGAACGCCGACCUUAUGCAGGCAAUGAGCGAUUACGUCGAUGCAAUGGACCUUUCCACGUUCGACCGCGACGAAGACGGCGAACCCAUGGAAUAUGCCAGGCUGGAGGAUACAUAUUCACCACUUCUACACCGAGUCAACCACAUCAUCCGCUGGCGCGCCACACAUCCUGAUCCCACACUGCCUCUUCCCGGCCCUCCGCAGAUACUUACAAAGUACUCCGUCCCGCCGCCAGAGCUGCUACUGCAGACGGAGCAGCAGAUAAUCGCACUGGAAAAGGCAGCUGAUGUCAAGAAAGUCCCACCCAAGACCAAGGGCCGCGGAAAACGCACGCGCGCCGACCGUGAAAAGCCACUCUCAGGCCUUGACAUCGACGAACUCCUCGGAAACCCCAAGCGUGUCAAGAUCGACGCCUCGAACCUCAUCCCCUCCUUCAAGCGAGCCCUCGCCGCCACCGACGAUCUCGAAGCAAUCCAAGCCGCCGCCGACGCCAUGGGCGCCGAGAUCCGGAACUUCAUCGCCAACUCCGUCGGCGACAGCGGAUACGGCCAGGCGCUCGAGGCGAUACGCGUGAUGCGCGAUGAGAUUACGGAGCUGGAAGAACCUGAGAUAUAUAACCAGUUCAUCCGGCAGCUGAAGGAGGAUAUUCUGGGCGGGAAAUUGAAGGGCGAUCGGAGGGAGAUGUGGUGGAGGAUAAGGGGAAGUAAAUAUGGGCUUAUUGAUCGGAAGAGGUGCUUUGCGAGUGAUGUUACGGAGGAGCAGGCAAACGCGUUCUACAAAAGCUGAGGAUGAGGAGGUCGGUGGUCUGUGCCAUUCGUCCCCUUGACCAUUAGCAACGAAGAGCAGAAUCUGAAUGAGCUGUAUGAUAUACACGGACACUGAAAGUACGCAUACGAGGAUAACCAGGAUAAGGGCCUGACACCGCCACUAGAUUCAACACUAAAACUUCGCUUGAGGAAACACAGUGAAAAAGCAUACGCG